Molecule: messenger RNA, 2514 nt
Organism: Actinia tenebrosa (Australian red waratah sea anemone)
Lineage: Eukaryota; Metazoa; Cnidaria; Anthozoa; Actiniaria; Actiniidae
Product: sodium- and chloride-dependent GABA transporter 1-like
Biological process (GO): nitrogen compound transport; sodium ion transmembrane transport; amino acid transport
Cellular component (GO): plasma membrane
Source: RefSeq, a predicted model, not a curated record
AGGAUUAGGCAACAUUUGGAGAUUUCCAUCCCUGGUUUACAGGAAUGGAGGAGCCUCGUUUCUCAUCCCCUAUGGCAUCAUGUUGCUGUUGUGUGGGAUUCCUUUGUUCUUCAUGGAACUGGCAAUUGGUCAGUAUUUCAAUAGAGGUGCUGUGCGCUCUUGGACAAAAAUGUGCCCGGCAUUUACAGGGAUUGGAAUCGCCAUGCUCAUUAUCUCAGCUUUUAUCAGUAUAUAUUAUAAUGUAAUUAUUGCUUGGAGCUUUUAUUACUUUGUCACGAGUAUGAAGUCUGAAGUGCCUUACAAAACCUGUGGGAAUCCAUGGAACUCACCUCUGUGUCUGGAACCCGGUAGAAAUGCCACUCUUCUAUGUAUGGAUCUUGGUCUUACGAACUGCACGAUGCAGUUGACAACACCAAGCGUGGAAUACUGGAGGAACUUCAUACUUCAAGUUACAUCUGGUAUUGAAGUACCGGGAGAGAUUCGACCACCUCUGGCCCUUGCACUGUUUGUAGCCUGGGUUAUUGUAUUCUCCUGUGUAUUAUACGGCAUCAGAUCAUCUGGAAAGGUUGCGUAUUUCUCGGCAACGUUCCCUUACGUUCUACUGGCGAUUCUCAUCGUUCGAGGCGCAACUCUACCAGGAGCCUACGAUGGAAUCAUGUUUUACUUAACACCUGAUUUCAGUAUUCUACUUAAUCCACAAGCUUGGGUCGACGCAGCCUCGCAGAUUUUUUUCUCUCUAAGCUGUGGACUCGGAGGGCUCAUUGUCUUUGGAAGUUACAACGACUUCCAUAAUAACUGUCAAAAGGAUGCCGUAUUCGUGUCCAUUAUCAACUGUUUUACAAGUUUCUUCGGAGGUUUUGCUACCUUCACCGUCAUCGGAUUUGUUGCACAUACCUUAGAAAAGGACGUCAAACACGUUAUAUCGUCUGGCCCAGGGCUGGCAUUUGUUGUGUAUCCUGAAAGCAUUGCCCAAAUGCCCAUUUCUCCCUUGUGGUCCGUUCUGUUCUUUUUUAUGCUUUUCCUUCUCGGCAUCGACAGUCAGUUCGUGUUCAUUGAGACCAUCAUGUCAUGUCUUACGGACGAAUUCAAGUUGGUCAAGAAUCACAAGAAGAUGACUUUGGCUGGACUUUGCUGCAUCUUCUACCUGCUGGGCCUCUCGUGUGUCACUCAGGGCGGUGUUUACGUCUUCCACAUCAUGGACAAACAGUCUGGUGGACUGUCCUUAAUAUUUGUCUCCAUAUUUGAGUGUAUUGUAAUUGGUUGGUUUUAUGGAGUGGAUCGCUUUAGUGAAAACAUCCAAGAAAUGUUAGGCAAGAGGCCUUCUCUGUACUUUCGAUUGUGUUGGAAGUAUAUCAGCCCGACCGUGGUAACAUUGAUAUUCCUGUGGAGCAUAAUCCAGUAUAAAGGACUGACCUUUGAGGAGUAUGUGUACCCGGUGUCUGGUGAACUGUUUGGUUGGGGACUGGCUUUACUUUCAAUGUUGUCCAUUCCUCUUUAUGCAUUGUGGUAUAUUGUACGAUUACCUGGAUCUUGCGCAACGAGAAUAAAGACUGGUUUUCGAAGUAUUGAAAGCCCCGUCACCUGGGAUGUCGAGCAACAAUGGAGUCAAUACCAAAGUACCAGCGUUACCGGGCGUUUCUCACGCCCAACAUUCAAAAUCCCUACAUUCCACCACUCAAUUCCCUCUUCAUCAGCAUCUGUGGCUGAUGUGCACUCGAUGAACAAGGAGAAGAUAGACGUACCGAACCGCUGCGAAAGUACACCAAUGGACUUAAGAAAACUAGCCAUUCUUCGCUCCAUGGGACUUCACCUACAGAUAUCCAAAGUGUGACAAGAAAUUAAUAUUCAAGCUGAAGUCAAGACGAAAGACUUAAACACAUCUUGUUCUGCUCUAAAACUGAAAAUUUGUAAAAAAGAAAUGAAUUCCGGAAGCCUUAUCUUAAUUAGACGGGAUUACACGCAUUCACUACAUUCAUUACAUCGCUGCUGCAGGAGUUUAUCUUCUGCCUAGUGAACUGGCCAAGCACGCAGUCAGUGAAGGCACCAAGGCUGUCCAGCACCAGCAGCAAGUAAACAGUUUUGAACUGUUUGCUACACAAAAACAACGGUUCUUUUAAGAGCCACCCAAAUGAAUCAAAAGUCAUAACUACUAUGCUGUCUCGACAACAAACAAUUCCAAACCAAACAGAAACAAAUAUAUGUCACUACAACGUCACCUGUUUAAUCCUAGUAUAACACCUCUAGAUAGAUAACAAAACAAAUGAAGCCCCCACCUUUAAUUUAAUAAGAAAACCAAAAGGAAAAAAAAUGAAUUGCCGAAACCCGGGAUUGUUCAGUAGAGUUCCUACGAACUCUUCGGAUUUGAACCAGGGACCUUCAGAUCUUCAGUCUGACGCUCUCCCAACUGAGCUAUUUCGGCAUAUGUGCAAUAAUUGGGUUGCUUGUUUUUCUGAGAUGGCCGGCGUUGUUUGGGGGUCAGCGGUCAUUUUAUGGCGAGGAGAAUGAAGCGUGUUA